This is a messenger RNA of Acromyrmex echinatior (Panamanian leafcutter ant), 1622 nucleotides long. It is a transcript of the gene BckdhB, whose product is annotated as Branched chain keto acid dehydrogenase E1 subunit beta. Gene Ontology annotation, biological process: branched-chain amino acid catabolic process; response to nutrient. Gene Ontology annotation, cellular component: oxoglutarate dehydrogenase complex. The record is from RefSeq and is a predicted model, not a curated record. NCBI's taxonomy places the organism in Eukaryota, Metazoa, Arthropoda, Insecta, Hymenoptera, Formicidae.
CCCACUCCUCGGAGAAUCCUAUCCCCUUUUUAGUCGAGUCAUGCUUGCGUUCUUGAUUCUUCGUCGUUGUACAUCGGUAAGAAACCAGUUUCUGUUCGUGCUUGUACGAUCGACGCGCAACGGCAUCGCGUCAAUCAUCCGAUCACGAAUGUGCGCGCGCGCGCACGCGCGCUCUCUCGUUCGCAUUUCGACCUCGACUGAAAACUACGUGAAAUUAAGCGAGAGAACUUCCUCGAAAUAUCGUCGUUGUGUACAAACUAGAGAUAAGACUCAUUCACACUAUCUCCUAGCGAACGGUUUGUUGUUCGGACGAAACGAAAGAGAGAGGGAGAAAAAGAGAAAUAAAUAAAUAAAGUAAUAAUGAUGCUCAGCAAGUUGAGCACGAGACUGCGAUACGCUGAAAGAAAACUCCUUUUGAGCAAUGGUGAGUUUUUCGCUGGCCCAAAAAGUCAUGCAAGAGGGACGCAUUUUAAGUAUUUCCCGUGUGAAAAACAGAUCGUCACCGGUGAGACUCAAAAGCUGAAUAUGUAUCAAGCUAUAAAUCAUGCGCUUAACAUUGCAUUGGAAAACAAUCCACGUUCAGUUGUGUUUGGCGAGGAUGUGGCUUUCGGAGGUGUCUUUCGUUGCACGAUGGACUUGAAGAACCGUUUCGGUGCCGAUCGUGUCUUCAACACGCCUCUCUGCGAGCAAGGAAUCGCCGGUUUUGGGAUCGGUUUAGCUAACGCGGGAAUAUCAGCGAUUGCCGAAAUACAAUUUGCCGAUUACAUAUUUCCCGCUUUUGAUCAGUUGGUAAACGAAGCGGCAAAAAUAAGGUAUCGAAGCGGCAAUAUGUUUGACUGCGGCAUGCUUACGAUUCGUGCACCUUGCGGAGCCGUCGGCCAUGGUGGUCUUUAUCACUCUCAAAGCCCGGAAGCCUACUUUGCACACACUCCCGGUUUGAAGAUCGUCGUCCCUCGCGGAGCGGUGCACGCAAAGGGUCUAUUGUUGAGCUGCAUCGACGAGCCGGAUCCCUGUAUCAUAUUCGAGCCUAAAACUCUGUAUCGCAUAGCGGUCGAUGAAGUACCCGUUGCACAUUACAAGAUUGCAAUCGGCAAGGCUGAAAUUGUAAGAAGCGGUGAUGCUGUGACACUCGUUGGUUGGGGCACUCAGGUGCACGUAUUGCUGGAAGUGGCCGACCUAGUCCAGGAGAAACUCAGUGUAUCCUGCGAAGUGAUAGACCUCGUCUCCAUUCUACCUUGGGACGCGGAACUUGUAUGCAAGUCGGUGAAGAAAACCGGACGCGUUAUAGUCGCCCACGAAGCGCCGAUGACGAAUGGAUUCGGGGCAGAAGUAGCUGCGACGAUUCAGACGGAGUGCUUCCUCCAUCUGGAGGCGCCGAUUCAAAGGGUCACAGGAUGGGACUGUCCUUUCCCACAUAUCUUCGAACCGUUCUACCUACCAGACAAGUGGCGUUGUUUCGCGGCUGUUCGAGACAGCCUUAAGUACUGAGGUUGAGACAAAGGGUGGCCAUGACAGUUGCAGUGGAAAAAUUAAAAAGAAAUUGUGAGCCUGUUGCUCGCAGAAUGUCCUUAAAUUACGCUGAAAACAUUUUUAUUAUCAAUAAAACAUUUUUUUAAACACAA